This is a messenger RNA of Moneuplotes crassus, 1507 nucleotides long. The record is from the annotation of a GenBank genome assembly. Lineage: Eukaryota; Ciliophora; Spirotrichea; Euplotida; Euplotidae.
UUUUAUAACUGAUGGCAAUGUUAAGGAAAGGGACGAACAAAAAUCAAGAGCUGAGUGAAAUUAUCGGCUCUGAUGAUUCCUUCUCUGAAAGUGACGAUGAAAACGAUCCCCUCGGAAAGCUUCGAAAUGAUAACGAGGACAAAUACAAUCUUGAUAAAAGAGUUAUGGCAAGGUAUGGGACAGGAGUAGAUCAUAAAAAGAGCUUGACGAAUUACUAUAUUAAAUUUACAGGAGUUUUGAUAGUAUUAAUCCUUAUUCCAACAGAAAUUGUAAUCAGAAAUACAAUCUUCGAUUUAGAGCUUGAUGGUAUAAUAAGGGUGCAAACCAGAAUUCGAGACGGAGGAUCUGCCCUUUGGAAUUUCUUUGACUGGUUUGCUUUUAUAGUAACGUUCCCAGCAAGAAAUAUCUUUGUCAACUGACUUGCAGCAUUUAUCUAUCUUGUUCUAGAUCCUGUCCUCGGAUUCAAGUCAGCACUUACUCUUUACUUUGGAGCUUUUGUUAUUUCUAUGAUUAAAUUAUUCUAUAAAGUCCCGAGACCAUAUUGGAUGGACAGAAGAGUGACAGGGCUUGAUUGAUUAAUGGACUUUUCUGGUCCAUCAGACAGUAUUUUCUUUGUCACAUUCUUCUACUCAUACAAUCUGAUAAUCUUUCUUGUGCUAUAUUCAAAGAAGAAGCAUAAAGUGUGGCUUGGAAUAAGCUUAGGGUUACUCUCAUUAGUCAUAAUCCUACAAAUUUUCUUGCUUAACUUCAGAGGUACUGUGUUCUAUCUAGAAUCAAUGAUAGGAGUAGUGUACGGAGUGAUCUAUACAGCUAUCUGACUAAGUCUUGAUUCUGAAAUCCACAAGAUCUCUGAGUUUACAGCGUUUAUCAUCAAAACUAGCAAGAAAUAUAAAUUCUAUCUUCUGUUCUUCAGCUUGAUACUAUUCGCAAUCGCCUUGGUUUACUAUAAUGCUGAACUGAUCACUUGGAGAGCACCUCAGCUUUGGAUAGUUAAUUCUCAAGAAGAAUGAGACUUUGAUGAAAACUUUGAGAUCAGGCUCGGCCUUGAUGCUACCUUUCUGCACACAGCAGCUAUUUUUGGACUCAUUGGGCUAGGAUUUGGAGCAUCAAUGGCAACUAAGAUUGUAGAUAAUGUUGGAUGGGCUCAUACUGCUCUUUGGAAGAGAAUCAUUAGAGGAAUUAUUGGUGUAGCAAUUUAUGUAGGCAUCUUUGUCGCGUUUUGGUUCAUUCCAAGAGUUGAUUUGCCAACAGCGUACUUCUUUAACCAAAUUCUUCCUCAUUUAGUUGCUACUUUUUCCUUAUAUGGUCUGAUACCGAUCUUGUGCAAGUAUAUUGGAUUGAUACAGCAAAGAGAGUCAGAUGAAGUAAGCUCAAGCUCGAGUAGUCCUUCCCAAAGAGAUAGUGCUAAAGGAAGGAUCAACGGAGAAGGCUCUCCUCGCCAAGAGCCUUUGAUUGAAGAAACAAAGAAGGAGGAGUAAUUUAUUUGUUGAAAGCAUUUAUCAAUCUA